Messenger RNA from Mitosporidium daphniae, 315 nucleotides. RefSeq lists its product as uncharacterized. NCBI's taxonomy places the organism in Eukaryota, Fungi, Microsporidia. The record is from RefSeq and is a predicted model, not a curated record. The transcript is spliced from 2 exons. The coding region runs from base 1 to 315 and encodes 104 amino acids.
AUGGAAACGUUUACCUCCCUUGCUAGAGACAUUUUGGGCCAUCAGGCGCUGAAAAAUGAUAAAGUGCAUAUUUUAAAGAAAGCUGUAAAGUCCAAAUAUAAACAAAAAUCUAAAGAAGAGAAAGCCAAAUCCCUAAGGAAGCAAAAAAGGCUGUCAGCAGACCAAAAGAAAGCUCUUUUCAAUCUUCCGCAUAAAUCAAUUUCAGAAUAUGAUUUAGAGGCAGAAAACCUUUUGAAAAAAAAAGCAACAAUUGGAGCCUCAAAAAAAGUGCAUCAAGGGGCAAGAUUGAUGUAUAGUAUGUCAAAAUUCAAAUAA